AAAAAAAAAAAAAAAAAAAAAACACUUUUGCCCACCAACGACCUGCUUGUCUCCUCUGCACGCUCACACGUUUCGACUUUGCCAAGACGGCUGGCUAGUACAGUACAUUAGCGCAGACCUCGUUCCCUCUGCUCAGUACCAUAUUACAGCGUCUCUGCCUACCUAACCUAGAUACCGAAGCCGAAUUUAAUGGCCCUGGUUCCGUCAUAGGCACCCCUCUCGGCCUCACUUGACUCUUACUCGACCCUCCGUCACCACUCGCUACAGUACCAUUCCGUUCCAUACCAUACCUACCUACCUACACCAUCUAUCUACCUUACGUACUUGGGUGCUUUACAUAAGGCUACUUGCUGUUAGUCACCCGCCUUCAAACGCCAACGCCACCUCCCGAUUUCUGCUCUGUAGCCUCAGACAUCCUUCCACCCUUGGUCUUCUCCCAAGACCUCCCUUAAACCGCCACGAUUCCCCCCACCACGAGGAAGCGGAAGGCUGCUGAGGCGACGAUUUUCUCUGCCAACAGAGACGAAGAGCCCAACAAGAGAGUCAUCGCCUCAGCUGCCGUCGUAGACAAACACGCCCUGCCACCAACUCCACUCACCACCGCCAGCAACCCCAUGGAUUCCGAGGAGGAAUACAUGUCGGCUCUUUCGAGCGACGACGAGAUCAUGCAGGACGAGAGCGGCGAUGAGAUAUCCGCAGGUGAAGACUUUGAUGACGAAGAGUUCGACGAGCCCGAUCCUGACUUUGGCCUGAUCAAAGAUGCAGAGAAGAAGAAGAAAUCCGCACAUGUGGUCUCAUACAAGGUCUAUGAACCGAGCGAUAUUCAACGCCAACAAGAUGACAUGAUCAGCGAAGUCAAUAUGAUUUUAGACAUGCAGAAAGAGGAUGCGGCCAUCUUGCUUCGCCAUUUUCGAUGGAAUAAGGAGAGGUUGCUUGAAGAUUAUAUGGACAGGCCAGAAAAAGUGCUCGAAGCUGCUGGGUUAAGCAGCAAUACAUCCAGCCCUCCAAAGCUGGAGGUUAUCUCUGGCUUCGCAUGUGACAUAUGCUGUGAGGAUGAGGAGGGCCUUGAGUCAUUUGCCAUGAAAUGUGGUCAUCGCUACUGUGUUGAUUGCUACCGACAUUACUUGACACAAAAGAUCCGUGAAGAGGGCGAGGCUGCUAGGAUCCAAUGCCCCUCUGAUGGAUGCGGUCGCAUCCUUGACUCAGCGUCACUCGAUGUUCUGGUCACCCCAGCACUCGCCGAUCGAUAUCAAGAAUUACUCAACAGAACGUACGUCGAAGACAAGGACAAUUUUAAGUGGUGUCCUGCCCCAGACUGCCCCAAUGCUCUCGAGUGCGGCGUCAAAAAGAAGGACUUGGGCAAGAUCGUACCUACCGUCGAGUGUCGAUGCGGGUAUAGAUUCUGCUUUGGUUGUCCGAACCCCGACCAUCAACCAGCUCCUUGUGAGCUCGUUAAGAAAUGGCUCAAGAAGUGCGCCGACGACUCAGAAACAGCCAACUGGAUCUCAGCAAACACUAAAGAAUGCCCAAAGUGUAACUCGACGAUCGAAAAGAACGGAGGCUGCAAUCACAUGACUUGUCGAAAGUGCAAAUAUGAGUUUUGCUGGAUGUGCAUGGGACUUUGGUCCGAGCACGGCACCAGCUGGUAUAACUGCAAUAGAUACGAGGAAAAGAGCGGAUCUGAAGCGCGUGAUGCACAAGCCAAAUCCCGGACAUCUCUCGAACGAUAUUUGCACUACUACAACCGAUAUGCCAACCACGAACAAUCGGCCAAGCUCGAUAAAGACAUUGCUCAAAAGACCGAAAAGAAGAUGGUUCAGCUUCAGACAGCUUCGGGAAUGUCCUGGAUUGAGGUUCAGUACCUCAAUUCCGCGUCCCAGGCUCUCCAAACAUGUCGACAAACGCUCAAGUGGACAUAUGCUUUCGCUUUUUAUCUCGCUAGGAACAAUCUGACGGAGAUCUUCGAGGAUAACCAGAAAGACCUCGAGAUGGCCGUGGAGAACCUGUCUGAAAUGUUCGAGAAAUCCACUGCAGAAUUGUCUGACCCCAAACUCAAAGUUGACAUCAUGGACAAAACCUCAUACUGCAACAAGCGUAGAGUCAUUUUGCUUGAGGAUACAGCCGAAAACCUUGCGAUUGGUAAAUGGAUUUUCAACUCGGACCUAUUGUCCGCGACCACUUCUGCGCCCGUCAACCGCCGCUGAGGCUCAAUUACGACACGACGGCAGAAUAACUAUCCAACAAAAUGACUUUGUCAGCACGAAGUCAGAGAAGCCAUUGGCCUAUAUUUCAGCAGCUGCCGUGUACCAGGGCUAUGCCUCCACUGAUUGGCUGUAUUACUCAGCCCUGAAUUUUGCACAAACAUCGGAUCUGACGAGGGUAGCACAGCAAGGUUACACAGGGGAAGAAAAUCUGCCCAAACUCGCUGGCUGCUCUUUCAUUCAAUGGCUGACUAGAACUUGGCCCCAAUCUAUUCCUGUAUCAUUUGUUCUUGCUGUUCUUACAUAAUUCUCUCGUCGUCAGUCAUCGUGACCUGUUGCCCGGUGAAAAUCGACGAGGCAUGGGAUCAUGGCGUUAGCCCGUUGCCAGAGGCUUUGGCGCGAAGAAAGGGUUAUGCCGGUGGAGCCUGGAAGAUCUUGGUUUAUAGACUUGUCAUGGCAUGGUGUUUUCAGUUCUUGGUGGUAAGGAUCAUGAUAUUCAACAAGCGGGCACGUAAAUGAGAACAAUCACAUAUGCUGUUUAUUUUUAUUUUUAGAUAUUCAAGAAUGACUGAAAGUGUAGCACUUCUAAAAAUCACACAGAGGCAAUUUUUGUGACAACACAAC
This is a messenger RNA of Fusarium verticillioides 7600, 2825 nucleotides long. RefSeq names its product ubiquitin-conjugating enzyme E2, other. Gene Ontology annotation, cellular component: cytoplasm; ubiquitin ligase complex. Lineage: Eukaryota; Fungi; Ascomycota; Sordariomycetes; Hypocreales; Nectriaceae. The record is from RefSeq and is a predicted model, not a curated record. Gene Ontology annotation, molecular function: ubiquitin protein ligase activity; ubiquitin conjugating enzyme binding; zinc ion binding. The coding region runs from base 615 to 2204 and encodes 529 amino acids. The transcript is spliced from 3 exons. Gene Ontology annotation, biological process: positive regulation of proteasomal ubiquitin-dependent protein catabolic process; protein polyubiquitination; ubiquitin-dependent protein catabolic process.